Messenger RNA from Periconia digitata, 3253 nucleotides. The record is from the annotation of a GenBank genome assembly. Lineage: Eukaryota; Fungi; Ascomycota; Dothideomycetes; Pleosporales; Periconiaceae.
AUGGACCUCUCCACCCCAGACAACGGCGACACGAUCUGGGAAAGCAGCAGCAGCAGCAGCAGCAGCAGCCUCGCAGAAGACGACCCAACAACGUCCUCUGACUCCGACGACAACGACAACGACAUACCCACAGACCUCUACAACCGCAAACACGUCGACACGUCCGAGGACCGCGACGAGCCAUACCAGCUCUCCGGCACUCUCCUCGCCAUGCAAAUAGGCCCCACCAACGACCUCGUCAACCGCACCGCCGAAGCCAGCAUCAGCAGCAUGCGGAACCACAUCAGCACGACGAUCCCGAAUUCCCUAAUCCACGACGAAUUCGGAAACACGACUCCAAUUGCGUCCGUCUUCUCGCAGCAGCUGCCGCGCCUGCAAGCGAAGCUAUGGCGCGAGUGGCCGCAGACAGCUGCGCAGCUGUCCUCGCAUGUUGAACACGAGAUUUCGCAGAGCGAUGUCGUGGUCGCGAGGGCGGUCGUGGAUAUCGCUGAUGUGCUUGAGGAUGGGUUCGUGUUUGUUCGGAGGGACUGCUGUGGUAAGAUUGCGGGUGGUGGUGGGCCUGGACGACGACGACGACGACGAGGGGCGUGUGGGUGCGCGUGCGGGUUUGCGCUUUGCGGGAUGGUGGGUUUGGGGCGUGAGGGCUGGGUUGAGGAUGAGUGUUUGGUUUCGCUUGAGCCGUUGGUCGAUUGGAUGACGCUGGAUACGGUUGACGACGAUGAUGAUGCUCUGAGGGAGUUGUUCAGGCGGGCUUCUGUUCUCGUGUAUCGACGGAAUUCCUGCGUUUAUCAUGAUUUUGGGGUCGACUUUCGGCGGUUGAUACUGGAUUACAAGGCCAGGAUCACGCUUUGUGUGCGAUGCUUGGGGUUUUUGUGGGAUCGGCGUGUGGCGUCGUGGUGUGUGAUGGAGAAGUUCAAGGAGUUGUUUAGUGGCAUCGCCGACGAAGACACUGCGUCUCCCUGGCACUUCAACGAUGGAGAUGAGCCUGAACAGAAGGAAUACGAUUCUUGGAGCUCGAGCAGCUCGAGUCAAUCUUCCUCGUCGCAUUCUUCUGGGUAUGCUAUCGGUGGUUCUUCGCCGUUGGCGCAGGACGAGGAAACUUCUCAAGAAGGGGGAUGUCGAAUCCAUCAGGUCUCCGGAAACAAUGAGCAGAUGCCUCAGCUUGAUGGUCCCAAAGAUCGUAAGAAACGUGAUCGUGCGUCGUCUAUCACCAUCUGGGACGAUUCCAACCCCAGCCCACGCAGAUCUCCCCGUAUAUCCCAGUCUAAGGCUGCGAAGAUUUCUGAUUCACAGAAUUUGCAAACAGAUACUCAGCCUGCGGUUUUGUCGACUUCGAGUAACCUCGCUUUUGAGCAGUCUUCACCACACCCCGACCGGGCUGUCCAAAUACCGCCCUCGACCCCGAAUAGUAGGCCUACGAAGAAACGCUUUUUCGGUCGAGUCCUUCACGAUUUAGCUUCUUCAAAGACCGCAGGUGGGGAGAAGCCGACUGAGGUUGCAAACCAAACAUACCAAGAACCCGGACAACCAUUCACACCAAAUCUCAACCAACGACAGUUGGCCGUAUUCACAACUUCGAACCCCCCUAAAAUCCGCUCACAACCCCGUUCACACUCUACCACCCGAAAUCCAUCUUCUUCGGCACGUAAAAUUAAGCUGCCAAUUCGAUCCGGUCCAAAAAGCAAAAUGGCGACAGAACCUCACACUCUCCCAUCAUCACAAAAAGCCAAGCACACGCAGCUCCCAGAACCACAGCAGCCAAUCCCUCAAUUCAUAUACCACACCAAACAAUACCCCCUCCCCCUCAUAAACCCAAACGACCUAUCCCCAAUCCCCGAUCUAAACCCCUCCACAACCUCCUUCCUCCCGGACGCCGCACCACCCUCAGACCCAUCCACCAUCCCCCUAACCCAACAACACCCACCACCCCCCUCCCCAACCCAACUAAUCUGCCUCUGCCGCCACGCCGCGUCCACCCUCCCAAUCUUCAAAUCCCUCCACCCUCCUUACCCGCACUCUCCCCAAGUCAACGCCCCCCCUCCACCCAUGCUCGCGCAGUGCCACAACCCGCUCUGCAGCAUCUCCUGGUUCCACUACAACUGCCUCACCCGCAGCGCAAAGAUGUCCAGCCAAUACGGCCGCUGGCUCUGCGACACGUGUCGCGCGUCCCGCGCAUUCAUGGGAUAUACGCGCGAGGUGCCAAAGGGCACGAUGCGAGUCCUUGAUUUCGAAGACGUGGUGCGCGUUGCUACUCGGCUUGAGCGCGGACGCAGCAGUCUUUUGAACUGGGAAGCGGCGUGGACGAAGGAGGAGAUUCUUGCUGGGGUGGAGGGGCUGAAAGAAGGUAGUGGUGGCGAUGUGUAUGGGCUCGGUGGUAUGGCUAGCGCGGCGGCUGCUACGGUGGUGAAGGAGAAAGGUGGUGAGAUGCAGGUAGGUGCGCUUGCGUCGUUUGAGCUCGCGGUCUCGGAGCCGUAUUGGGUUUCUCGUGCGUAUGGGGCGGAGAGGGAUAAGUAUGCUGCCGAGUUUAUUGAGAGGGAUUGUGAGGAGCGGGAGGAAUAUGGUAGGUCUGAUCGCUGGGUGGUGAAUGAACGGAACGAUGAGGGUUACGUAGAGGAUAGAGGGUAUCUGGAGGAGUAUGAGGGAGAUGAGGAGGGAUAUGGUGGGGACUGGGAUGGUAUUGUUGGCGAUGAUGAUGGUGACGACGAGGAAUCCGUUGAAGAUGGAGUGGAGCACGCAGACGAAGCUUCUGCGCUGCCGCUGGAGGAGAUCGAGGAUGGAGAUGAGGAGAUUUCUCUUCAUAGUGAAGACGACUCGGAGUCGGAAUCGGAGUGAGGCGUUGAUCUUCAUCCUUCAAUGACAUGGUGUCAUGUUGAAUACGCACUUGUGGACAAUUAAAAUGCGGGAUCAGCAAGGGUGCUUGACAAUGUCUUGGGUGGAAAAUGAAUCACUGCCUCCAAUGGAACAACGAUAGCUACACCUUGAUCGUCGUCCAUACGGGAAACGAUUCGUACAAAGAACUCCCGAACAGAAAUGAAAAUGUACAUGUAAACUGCACCAGACCCUCAAAUAUACAGCGUUUGAUUGUACAGCCAGACAGCAACCCAGCCAGCCAGCUGACCCUUUCCUUCUCAAACAUUGACCUGACAGAAGAAAGAAAACACAUUACCGCCGCAGAUAGAUCCCACAAUCCCAGCCAUCUCCACAAAUCCUUCACACAGCUAACAUACUCAAACAAAACCAUCUACUCUCACCA